Rana temporaria (common frog) is the source of this 1655-nucleotide messenger RNA. RefSeq names its product nanos C2HC-type zinc finger 3 (gene NANOS3). The coding region runs from base 65 to 502 and encodes 145 amino acids. The record is from RefSeq and is a predicted model, not a curated record. Lineage: Eukaryota; Metazoa; Chordata; Amphibia; Anura; Ranidae. Gene Ontology annotation, molecular function: zinc ion binding; mRNA binding. Gene Ontology annotation, cellular component: perinuclear region of cytoplasm. Gene Ontology annotation, biological process: negative regulation of translation; oogenesis. The transcript has a single exon.
GUCCUGUGAAGCCACAACAAAGAGGGGGCUCCGCUUACACCCGCUGGCCUGGCUGUGCCGAGACAUGGAGCAUAGAGAGCAGAGGUCGGGGGGCCCCCAGUUUUCCAUGUGGAAGGACUAUCUGGGUUUACAUACCGCCCUGAAGAGCAAUCCACAAGAGGGGAGCCAAGAGAACUUCCAGCGGCAGGAGGAGCGUCCAGGGCCUUGCCAUGAAGGUACCACCUCGGAAGAGCCAGGUCGUGAUGGUGGCCACUCUGCUUCUCCAGGGAAGACCAUGCAGUGCACCUUCUGCAAGCACAAUGGAGAGCACUGGAGGGUGUACAGCGCGCACAAGCUGCGGGAUCGCGAUGGCACCAUCCUCUGCCCAGUCCUCAGAUCCUACAUCUGUCCUCAGUGCGGUGCCAGUGGAGACAAGGCACACACAAGGAGAUUUUGCCCCAUGACCAAGAAGAGCUACACUUCUGUCUACAAGACUGCAGCCAACUCUCCCAAGGCGCAAUGAGCCAAGGACUGUCUGCAGGCGUCUCCAGGGUAAGGAAUUUGGCAAGUUUAAAGUUUGGGGCAAAAAAAGAGACUGUGGCCAUUUUAGAUGUGUGCUGCAGGGGGAAGAAACUGGGGGCAUUUCCAUCCAACAGUGGUGCAGAAAAGGACAGGGGGGCAUUUCAAGCUGUGGUGUGGAAAAGGACUAAAGCGUUUUUAUCUUUGAUGGAGAAAAGGACUGAGGGCAUUUUUAUCUAUGGUGACUGAGGGCAUUUUUAUCUAUGAUGACUGAGGGCAUUUUUAUCUAUGGUGACUGAGGGCAUUUUUUAUCUAUGGUGCAGAAAAGGGACAGGGGUAAUGCCAACUGCUACCACUGCCAUCUACCAGCAGGACUAAUGCCAUCUGCCCUCAGAAAUGAAUUGGUGAUAAUUCCAUCUGGCAAAAGAAUGGAUCUGGGGUAAUGCCAUCUACCAGCAGGACAGGACUGGAGCUAAUGCCAUCUGCCCUCAGAAAUGAAUUGGUGGUCAUUCCAUCUGGCAAAAAAAUUGGACCUGGUGUAAUGCCAUCUACCAGCAGGACUAAUGCCAUCUGCCCUCAGAAAUGAAUUGGUGAUAAUUCCAUCUGGCAAAAUAAUGGACCUGGGGUAAUGCCAUCUACCAGCAGGACUAAUGCCAUCUGCCCUCAGAAAUGAAUUGGUCAUAAUUCCAUCUGGCAAAAGAAUGGGACUGGAGCUAAUGCCAUCUGCCCUCAGAAAUGAAUUGGUGGUGGCUGGGGGUAAUGCCCUGGGCCAACAGGAAAGGACUGGGGGAAAUGCUCUCCACCAACAGGAAAGGACUGGGGGAAAUCCCCUCUGCCAGCAGGAAAGGAUUGGGGGAAAUUUUAUCCUCCCUCAGCAAAAGAUUGGGGGUAAUGCCAUCUUCCCUCAAGUAAGAACUUCCAUCUGCCCUCAUGAAAGAACUUGCUGUAAUGCCACCUGCCAGCAGGAAAAGCCAUCUUCCUUCAGGAAAGGACUAUGAACACCAUCAGGGCGAUAUGCCUGCCCAGUGGUCACCGCCGCGCCCUUUAAUGGUUUAUUUUGCACUUUUAAUUAUUUAAUUAUUCCUGUUUGAGGAAUAUUGUAUUAUUGUUUUGUACACAAGGCACUGUUUUCCUGGAAACAAUUUAUUGGCACUGUU